Messenger RNA from Orycteropus afer afer, 2886 nucleotides. The record is from RefSeq and is a predicted model, not a curated record. Lineage: Eukaryota; Metazoa; Chordata; Mammalia; Tubulidentata; Orycteropodidae.
AUGCAACAAGAGAGGAGUACCCAGAGUUUCAGUUCUAAGUAUCACCAAAAUUCUUUCACAUAUGAUGUUAAGCGCGAAGUGUAUAAUGAGGAAACCUUUCAACAGGAACACAGAAGGAAAGCCUCUUCCUCAGGGAACCUGGACAUCAACAUCACCACCUUCAAACACCAUGUCCAGUGCCGCUGCUCAUGGCAUAUGUUCUUAAGAUGCAUGCUUAUGAUCUUUCCCUUCCUAGAGUGGGUAUGUUUGUAUCGAUUCAAGGAUUGGCUUCUUGGAGAUUUGCUUGCUGGUCUAAGUGUUGGUCUUGUGCAAGUUCCCCAAGCCCUGAUGUUUAGUUUGCUGGCAAGGCAACUGAUUCCUCCUCUCAAUAUCUCUUAUGCAGCUUUCUGUUCUUCAGUAAUUUAUGUAAUUUUUGGAUCAUGUCAUCAAAUGUCUAUUGGUUCCUUCUUCCUUGUGAGUGCUCUGAUGAUCAAUGUACUGAAGGUGAGACCAUUCAACAGUGGACAUCUGGUAUUAGGAACUUUCAUCAAGGAUGACUUUUCUGACCCCUCCUUCUUUAUGGCCUAUAAUAAAUCAUUGAGUGUGGUGGCAUCCACAACUUUUCUGGCUGGAAUUGUUCAGCUAUCAAUGGGCAUGUUAGGUUUUGGUUUUGUUGCCACUUACCUUCCGGACUCUGUCAUCAAUGCCUACCUGGCUGCCACCGCUCUACAUGUUAUGCUGUCCCAGCUGACUUGUGUCUUUGGGAUUAUGAUUGGUUUCCAUGCUGGUCCAGUUGCCUUCUUUUAUAACAUAAUUAACUACUGUGUAUCUCUACCAAAGGCUAAUUCUACCAGCAUCCUACUAUUUCUAACUGUUGUAGUCACUUUGAGAAUCAACAAGUGUAUCAAGAUUUCAUUUAAUCGGUAUCCCAUCGAGUUUCCCAUGGAAAUACUACUGAUUAUUGGCUUCACUAUACUUUCAAACAAGAUAAGCAUGGUUACAGAAACCAGCAAGACACUCGUUGAGAUGAUUCCUUAUAGCUUCCUGUUUCCUGUAAUACCAAAUAUGGAGGUCCUUCCCAAGAUUAUUUUACAAGCCAUCUCUUUAGCUUUAGUGAGCUCCUCUCUGCUCAUAUUUCUGGGCAAGAAGAUUGCUGCUGCCCACAACUACAGUGUCAAUUCCAACCAGGAUUUAAUAGCCAUCGGCCUUUGCAAUGUCAUCAGUUCAUUUUUCAGAUGUUGUGUGUUUACUGGUGCUGUUGCCAGGACCAUCAUCCAGGAUAAAUCUGGAGGAAGACAACAGUUUGCAUCUCUGGUAGGCGCAGGUGUGAUGCUGCUGCUGAUGGUGAAGAUGGGACGCUUUUUCUACCAACUGCCAAACGCUGUACUGGCGGGAAUUAUUCUGAGCAACGUUGUGCCCUACCUUGAAACCAUUUCCAACCUCCCCAAUCUGUGGAGGCAGGACCAGUAUGAGUGUAUUAUAUGGAUAGUGACAUUCUCAUCUGCAAUUUUUCUGGGACUGGACGUCGGACUACUUGUUUCAAUAGCUUUUGCCUUCUUCAUCAUCACCGUUCGGUCACACAGAUCUAAGAUUUUCCUCCUGGGCCAGAUCCCUAACACCAACAUUUAUAGGAGCAUCAGUGACUAUCGGGAGAUUACACACAUUCCUGGGGUGAAAAUCUUCCAGUGCUGCAACUCUAUUACAUUUGUAAAUGUUCACCACCUGAAGUACAAGCUGUUAAAUGAAACUGAUAUGAUAAGGGUGCGUCUUAAAGAAGAAGAAAUUUUCCACCUGUUUGGUAACAGUGGUCGUAACUCCAGAGACCCAGAAAGGGGUUGUAAGUGUUCCUGCAACUGUGAUGAACCAGAGCCACCGCCCAGGAUUGUCUACACAGAACGAUUUGAUCGUAAAUCUAGUCAGUCUUCCUCCUCAAUUGACCUGAUCCGCUGCUCACGCUUCGAGAGCACGACCACAAGCCAAUCUACUACGUCUGAUGAGCAAGUGCCAUACACCAUAUCUUCAGUUUCUCAGAGGAAUCAAGGACAAAACUUGGAGGAGGUGGAGAAAGUCUGGGGGCCUAAACACCCCUUGAGAAUCAGCUCGCUAUCACCGACUGAGACUGCUGAAGGUCAGGGAAGGAGUGGAUCUCUCCUCCCUUACUCAGAUGUUUCUCUUCUGCCCGCCAUCCACACCAUCAUCCUGGAUUUCACCAUGGUCCAUUUUGUAGACUUAAAGGCUUCAGUGGUAUUAAGACAGAUGUGCAGUGCUUUCCGAAACGCCAACAUUUUGGUGCUCAUUGCAGGGUGUCACUCUUCUGUGGUCAGGGCAUUUGAGAGGAACGAUUUCUUUGAUGCUGGCAUCACCAAGGCCCAGCUGUUCCUGAGCCUCCACGACGCCGUGCUGUUUGCCUUAUCAAGGAGGAUGCCAGACUCCUCCGAGUUAAGCGUGGAUGAAUCUGAGACAGUGAUACAGGAAACCUACUCUGAAAAGAAUGAAGAAUCAAGGUAUGGAAUGAGAAACAGUAAUAUAGAAAUCCCAGAAAAUAGAGUCGUGGAAGAGUCAGAGUUUGAGCCCAUAUUAGAGUCGGAACAAGACAAUGAGCUGGAUUUGGACCUAGACCUGGAUCAGGAGCUGGAGCUUGAGUAUGGGCUACAGCCUGAAUCAGCACUGGAGCCUGAAACUGAGGUGGAGACUGAGGCGGAGCCCGAGCCUAUGCCCAAACCCAGGUCAAGGGCUUAUACCCAUUCUCCGCAGUACUGCUUGUCUCCACAUAAGACUGCAGUUCCCAGGCCCCAGUCUCAGACUCACCCUCGGAUACAGUCAGUGGAAAGGAGGCAUCAACAUAUGGACUUACACUCAUCCAAGGGCAAUGAUACUGAGACUCCCUGGGGGAAAGACUGGAUCUAA